Molecule: messenger RNA, 2313 nt
Organism: Cyprinodon variegatus (sheepshead minnow)
Lineage: Eukaryota; Metazoa; Chordata; Actinopteri; Cyprinodontiformes; Cyprinodontidae
Gene: tmem119a
Product: transmembrane protein 119
Exons: 2
Coding region: 156-905 (249 amino acids)
Biological process (GO): positive regulation of osteoblast differentiation; positive regulation of bone mineralization; ossification
Cellular component (GO): plasma membrane
Source: RefSeq, a predicted model, not a curated record
UCUAAGUUUAACUUUGCAGGGAGGAGUAAAUUAUCCUCACUCUCUCCUUCUAGUUGCUCUGUCUCUUCUUUUUUUCUCUUUAGUCUCAGUCCUGCUCUGCAUCUGCUUGCCCAUCAGACAGCUCAAGGAACAGACCUUCUGACCAGCGGUCCAUCAUGAAGUUCCUCUCUGCUUUUCCUGUUUCCUGUGUGACUGUCCUCUGGCUUUGCUCCAGUCAGUGUCUCUGCAGUCCUUUGUUCUACAACUUAUCUAUGGACGGCAGUGGCGAUGAAGCAGAGCCAGAGCUCAUUUUCCCAACCUCCUUCUCCACCAGAGCGCCCAUUCAUGUCACUGCAGCCACUCAGUCUCCCAGCUUCAGCAACACCAUCACCACCACCAUGAUCCGCCUAAAAGACUUUGUUCUGAGCCGAGUGGUGGAUUUCCUGCAGGAGAACCUUCUCAUCAUCAUUGUUGUCACCUCUCUUCUUAUUGUUUUGGUUUUCAUCAUUUGCUGUGCGUACGCCAUGAGCCAUAAGCGCAAGCUGGAAGCUUACAAGCCCCUUUCUAACCCUCCCAGGAAGCAUACUGCUGGCAAAACUGGAGCUCGCAAGAACUCUAGUGAGCCCCAGGAGAAAACUUAUCCUGUGGACCACGUCAAGAGGGUCCACAUUCAGGGUCCAGCCUCCCCCAAACACCUGCGUGUGCCCUCCAAGGCUCUGGUGGGAGAGAAGGGGAGGGACGUCAGGUCGUCGCCUCGACAAGAGGUCAGGAAGGUCAGAGACACAGAGGAAGUGGAAAAAAGGAGAGAGGAAGUGAAGUUUAAAGAGCCGGUGAAGCAAAGGGAGGAGGUUCAGCAGAGCUUCAGUCCCAGCACCAGCUCCAGUCACCCAGUUUGCACCUGUCAUCUGAAAAAAGCCAACCACUAACACCCGAGCAAGGCUGCACAUCCACACAGGCAAAGCAAGUCAUAAUGUCACUCAGAAGGAUAAACAUUUAUGGGUUCUAUAAAAAUCUAUAGAAAAAUAAAAUCUAAUUAACAUCCAACAUAAGAAAGACCCAAAGAGCAGAAGACAGGGAGCAGCUCUUUACAUUCUUACUGACCAAGUCUGUAAUUUAUCCAUAGCAUCUCAGAGGGCUUAAUUAUGAAGAUUAGAGAAAAAACAGAACUUGAGUACACAUUUAGGGGAGCAAAAGGCAAGGCUGUGAAAUUAGUAAUCAGUGAAAAUAGUGGGGGCACCCCAAUGAUAGGGAAGUGGAUGCAAAAGGCAAGUCUAUUUAUAUAGUACAUUUCAGAAGCAAGACAAUGUAAUGUGCUAAACAUAAUAGGAUUAUGUAGUGCAAAAGGAUUGGAUGGUUAUAUGCAUAAUGUGCAUUAAUGCAUGAAAACAACGGCCCCUACAGUUAUUGGUAUCCCUAAUUAAUAUGUUUGCAAAAACAUUAUCCUUGGUGAAAAGACUAACUCGGACCUUAAUCCAGCAAGAUGUGUAACUUUUCUAAUUGUUUUACUUUUUUUUUCUCAGAGUGUAGCUGCUUUCUUCAGCCAUCUCCUGCCUUUUUAAUGGCUUAUACUCUUGUCUUUUCCUAUUUUGAAGAAUGGCAAAGAAAAUUGAUCUCCGAUUACUCAUUUAAAAUGCAUGCAAACUAUCAAAAUAAAAAAAUAAAAAAGUAAAAUAGAAAUAAUAGAAAUAUAUAUUUUCUGAUUAUAUGAAUAUCAUGGCCUCUUUAAUCCUGUAAGUAAUUCUUACCAUAGAAUAAAUUUUAUCAAACUAAAAAAAUGUUUAUGUGAGACGCUGCUAUUGUAGCCUAUCAUGAGCUAGAUUUGUUUAAGGCUUUGUGAACAAUGUCACUAGAGUUGCCAGUAAAUAUGAAGAGUGCUGCAAAUACAGUAGGGGAGAUUGCUGUUUCCCAUAAUUCUGCUUUAUAAAACCACAUGACAGUUUGUUCUCUAUCAUGUUUAAGUCAUAUAUGUGUCAUUUGUUUUGAUAGAACUCUGUGAUUUAAAAAAAUUAUUAUAGCCAAGCAGAUGUUUAUCAUUCACAGAGGUUCCAAAAUUUGAGGUAUUGCCUCUGUGCGUUCUUCAGAACAUUAUAGCUGGAUAAGGCAUUAAGAAAUAACUGUUUGGUUUUGGAAAUAAACACAAAUUUCCAAGAAAACUUGACUUGAUAAUAGGUUAUAGGUAUAUUAUUCUUUUUUAUUUGCUUUCAACUUUACUUAUAUUUUAGCCUUAUUAUAUGAUAUAUAUUGAUAUAUUGUAUGAUGUUAAUGUGUUUUUUUUCAAUCCCAAAUUCAGGAAACCAAAUACAAUAGGUACAAUUUUUAUGUUUUUAUUUUAUU